CCAGUCAGCCGCGGGUGGUGGCGGAGACUUCCCCUCAGGAGACCGCGUCUCCGCCUCCUCUUCUCACCCCGCCUGCUCGGCGGUGGAGGCAGCGGUGGCGGCAGCGGCUGUCCCUGCCUCUCCGCCACCUCCACCCCGACCUGUUCCCCGGCCGGCGGCGUUGGCGGGGAGGGGGAAUAGUAGUUGUAGACGCCCGCCCCUGCCUCAGAGAAGCUUGCUGGUUGUUACACAGUCUCACCAUGUGGGGAAAGUUCAUGCUACAAAACUGAAGCAAUUAUCGGAUGACUAUGAUCAGAUUUCUUCACCAAGUUCCCAGCCUGAGAAGGUACUUUAACAGAGCACAAACAAGAAGACAUUCUAGAAUGCUUUUUUCACCAAUCAGAAGUAACAGAAUGAAAUCCAAGCCCUAUGCAGAAGAGAAUCCCUUGUUGUCAACCUAAUGAAGCAUUCAAAGAAGACAUAUGACUCUUUUCAAGAUGAACUUGAAGAUUAUAUCAAAGUGCAGAAAGCCAGAGGCUUAGAGCCAAAGACUUGUUUCAGAAAGAUGAGAGACAACUGUUUGGAAACCUGUGGAUACAGAGAAGAGGUUGAUUACCAAUCAAGGUAUAGAAUGUUUGAUCAAAGACUCUCAUUUGAAACCAGGCAGACCUACCCAAGAUCAUGCCCUAGUUCACAAAAAGUGGAAAACCAGUUACCUCAGUGGCUACCAGCUCGUGACAGCAGGCUAAGACUAGACUCCCUGAGCUACUGUCAGUUCACCAGGGACUGUUUCUCAGAAAAACCAAGACCCCUGAACCUUAGUCAGCAAGAGUAUAACUGUGGCUCAUACAGUCUAGAAGCUGGAGUUCACAAGCGCCUCUCCUCAGAAAACAGUGCCAGUGGCCAUCCAGCCAGUCAUCAACAGCUACAUCAGAAGGGGAAGAGACACCUGGAAGGCAGAGAAGAACCGGAGGAGGAACAGCCCAAGCAUAAGAGAAAAAAAAGUUGUGAAGAAACAGAUUUAGGUAAACACAGCUUCCAACGAAAUAAAACACAGAUGGAAACGGUCAGGGUCAGUACAGAAAAGCUUAAGAAUCGAAAGGAAAAGAAAAGCCGAGAUGGAGCCUCCAAAAAAGAGGAGCGUAAGCGUAGAAAAGAGAAAAAGGAACAAGGUAAAGAGAGGACAGAGGAGGAAAUGCUUUGGGACCAAUCUAUCCUUGGAUUUUGAAGCUCGUGAGUUGGUUCUCCCGAGGUUAAAUUGAAAAAAUAGUUGAGGGGCUUGGUUUUCUGAGGUUCAUGUUCAGAUCGGUUUUUUGGAUGAAAACAGGUACUUUAACUUCUAACAACAGGCCAAGUGAACAGAAAGUAUUUAAUAUGCUUGCUCUCCAACAUGGAAAUUGCUUUUUCUCGUUUUCUAAAAGCAUCCUUAACAUUUUUCUUAUAUAAUGUAAUUUCCCUUAAUGAGAGUGGCUCUGCUUUUACUCAUCAAAUUGCUAUGAUAGAAGUAUUUUUCCCUUGGGGGGGUCAUUUGUUUUAAAUUGGAGUAUUAAUAGGCUUUGCAGAAUCUAUUUCUUGAUUGGGUUUGUUUUAGUGUUGGGUAGGGUAUUUUUAUAUUCAUUAGUUUAUGACACAGUUUAGACUAAUUUUUUUCCUUUUUAGAUUUAACUUGCAGCGUAUUUUCUAUAUUGGAAAGUGGGAAAUGAAAUACAUUAUAAUAAUAAUGAGCUAAGGUUACAUAAAGUUUUAAAAGUUUCAAAGAGUCUUGAUACAAAAUCAGUUUAUAUUCUGGAAAUAUAAUAAAGUGUUCUAAUUUCUGCA
Ailuropoda melanoleuca (giant panda) is the source of this 1797-nucleotide messenger RNA. RefSeq names its product lysine-rich coiled-coil protein 1. The coding region runs from base 440 to 1207 and encodes 255 amino acids. NCBI's taxonomy places the organism in Eukaryota, Metazoa, Chordata, Mammalia, Carnivora, Ursidae. The transcript is spliced from 4 exons. The record is from RefSeq and is a predicted model, not a curated record.